Amaranthus tricolor (Joseph's coat) is the source of this 1409-nucleotide messenger RNA. RefSeq names its product multiple organellar RNA editing factor 3, mitochondrial. Lineage: Eukaryota; Viridiplantae; Streptophyta; Magnoliopsida; Caryophyllales; Amaranthaceae. Bases 115 to 894 code for a protein of 259 amino acids. The transcript is spliced from 4 exons. The record is from RefSeq and is a predicted model, not a curated record. Gene Ontology annotation, cellular component: mitochondrion. Gene Ontology annotation, biological process: mitochondrial mRNA modification; cytidine to uridine editing.
CGAUGGUUUUUUAGUGAUCUACUGUUCUUCCCGAAGCCCAGCCGUCCAUUGAUUUGAACCUAGAAACCUCAAAAGCCUCAUAGCAGCCAUUACAUCAAACAAAGGUGUCUGAAAAUGGCGUUUACCACUGCUCGUCGAACACUUACAUCUCUCAUAUCUCGAACCAUUCUCCGUAACUCUUCUUCCCCUUCACCUACCACUCUAUUUUCUCUCUCUUUAAUCCAAACCCAUUUACAACACUUGCUCAAUCCUAACCCCAUUCCCAAUCAGACCCGAUUAAAAACAUCCGGGUCAGGCUACUCCCCUCUUAACGACCCGUCCCCAAACUGGACCAAUCGCCCACCAAAAGAAACCAUUUUACUGGAUGGCUGCGAUUAUGAACAUUGGCUUAUUGUUAUGGAGUUUCCAGAUGAUGCUAAACCCUCUAAUGAAGAAAUGGUCAAUACUUAUGUCAAAACCCUUGCUCAAGUUGUUGGAAGUGAGGAGGAGGCCAAGAAGAAGAUUUACUCUGUUAGUACCACUACUUAUACUGGCUUUGGUGCCUUGAUUUCUGAGGAGUUAUCCUACAAAGUUAAAGAGUUACCUGGUGUUUUGUGGGUCUUGCCCGACUCUUAUCUUGACGUGCCAAAUAAAGACUAUGGAGGCGAUCUUUUUGUUGACGGGAAGGUUAUUCGAAGGCCACAGUAUGAUUACAGCGACAGGCAGCAGAAUACAAGAACUAGGUCUCGGCCACGAAAUGACAGGCGCCGUGAACGGAUCCAGAAUGUUGAUAGAGCACCGAUACAGACACAACGACCAAAUUGGGCACAAGACAAUGCACAGGCGACACAGCAGCCAAUGUCAAUGAAUAAUCCUACAACUCGAACGCAAGGAGACAAUUCUGAUGCAAUGUAGGAUCACAUUUAAUCAAUCAAAAGCGGGUUUUUGUGGUAUGUUUGGUUUGGAUAGCAACGGCCAACAAGAAUUAGAGAGAAAGACAGAGAAGGUUAUGAAGGAGAGUGGAAAAAGGACUGAUUCUUAUUCUAAAACUUAAUUUGGUUGAUUAGUAAAGUAAAGGACUUAUCCAAAAUGGUUGUUUUUCCCAGUGCAUAUACAAAGAAUGGAAAAUGUUUCUUAUCAAUCGAUCGGGUUGGUUUUAGGUUAGUCAGAUAUAACUCAAUGGGUCAUAGAUUUAUUAUUGUUAUUAUUGUUGAAUUGAAUAUCAAUGUCGUCUCCAUUAGUGUAUGGACUAUUUUUGUUGUUGAAUUGCAAUAGCCAAUAUUUUGCACUAAAUUUCACUACCUAUUUAAGAAGGCACUUUAGUGGACAAAGCGUAGAAAAAUUCACCGGAGUUGUAAUUAAAGAUGUGCAAAAUGCACUCGACUCGAAUUUAUUAUUUGAAAUUAAUGGAAAAACUAAUUCAAAUUCAA